Molecule: messenger RNA, 2049 nt
Organism: Varanus komodoensis (Komodo dragon)
Lineage: Eukaryota; Metazoa; Chordata; Lepidosauria; Squamata; Varanidae
Gene: NDUFAF1
Product: NADH:ubiquinone oxidoreductase complex assembly factor 1
Exons: 5
Coding region: 670-1590 (306 amino acids)
Biological process (GO): mitochondrial electron transport, NADH to ubiquinone; mitochondrial respiratory chain complex I assembly
Cellular component (GO): mitochondrion
Source: RefSeq, a predicted model, not a curated record
AACUGGAUGGGGGGAGAAAUAAGUCUCGUUUCUAGUCUUCCAAGGCGUCUUGGCGGGAGGGAAAAGGUGGGGCAGUGUUAAUGACUGUUUCUCCUAGGUGAUUGUCAAUGGUUAAUGUGUUGUCUAGCCAGUGGAAUACAAGAGCCAUCACUCUUACUGUCAAAACAUUCCUGAAGCAGAGGCCUUUCUAAGAGACCGUGUGAACGGCAGGGCCUGUUAACCUCUCCAAGCCCGUUGUCAUCGCUAGUCGCCUUUCAGCCGUUAGGUUGAUCUACGACGGUUUCUUGUUACCAAGAGAAACGCGGUAGCACCCUUCUCCUUUCAAGAGGGCCGUGGAAGGCCGAAUCGCUUCCACUCGGAGGAGGCAGCGCUUUUGUUUUGGCGACCUGAAGAAGGGAGGCUCCCGUGUGCGGAGCGGAACCUUUGGCGUCCAGCUCUUGUUUCCUAGCAGAGCAGAGAUUGAAGCUAGACUCGGUGUGGGGGAACGUCAGGACGGUUUUAAACGUGGGACUCUAAAGAAGAACUUAGUCUGGAAACUUCGCAGAAGACAAGUGAAGAUGGAGAGAAACAACAUUAAUUAGAAACAGAUGACAGUUCCUUUAUUUGGAUAAGACAAGUGUGUCGGAAACUGUUCAUCAGAGCACAGUUCAGUUUUCUGUGAAUAUUGUUAUGGCUCUACCUCUUAAAGUACUGGAUGGUGUCUUCCUUCUAAAUCGAUGUCAUGGGCAAAAUUGCUUAUAUCCUUUGAUUAGGCCUCUUGUUUGCCAUCCAAAAUUGUACAGUAGCUAUAAGAGACCAGGCACACCUCCUGACAGGAUCCCACCAUGGAAAAAGAUUAACUUCAGUUUCCAGAAGGGAGUGGAAGGGAUCAAGACACAUUUUGGACUUUUAGGAAAAGAGAUGACUGACCAUGUAAAGGGGCCUGAGGGACGUCCUUUGAUGGACUACAUGCUGGAACAGGUUCGUGUGGCUUGGGAGUUUCGUAGUGAAGAAGAUUUGAAAAAAUGGGUAAUCUCUUCUGAUGUUGAAAUCGGAGGUAAAAGUGAAGUCUACCUAAAAUUAGGUAGGAAUAAUCAAUCUGCUGUGCUAUAUGGGAACCUUGAUACUACAGUACCUCAGGAUGGAGAGACAAAAUACAGUGGCUAUUGUUCCAUGAGAUCAAAACCACGACUGGUUGCUUUUAAUCGAAAGAGCCCUUAUGAUUGGACAAGUUUCAAUAGCCUGUUCCUACGUGUUCGUGGUGAUGGCAGACCAUGGAUGAUAAACAUCUAUACAGAUCCAUACUUCUCUCAUCACAGGGAUGACCUCUAUCACUACUUCAUGUUCACAAGAGGAGGACCAUAUUGGGAGGAAAUCAGGAUUCCGUUUUCUAAAUUUAUUUUUUCUACACGUGGGAGAGUCCAAGAUAAUCAACAUGAACUUUGGUUAGAUAAGAUCAGUACUUUAGGAUUCACUUUGGGUGACAAAAUAGAUGGUCCAUUCCAGCUGGAGAUUGACUUCAUUGGAUUGCUCAUGGACAGAACACACAUAGAGAAAUCUGCUUAUGAGCUGUAUGAAAGAAAUCCCAAGAAACAGAAACUGAUCAGCUGAAGGACCGGUAUUCAUCAGAACUGAAAACACGAUGUUAUGUUUCUGCAGUUACCUGCCAUGCUGUAGUCUCCCCACACAAGCAUCAGACCUAGAAGCCAAGUUUAGGGUUAGGUAUUAUCACACUAUCUAGGUAUUCUGCUUUAGGAUUGGCAUGCAUUCUUUUCCCCCUCCAUAUGAUGGCUGUGGAGGGUUGGUGAGCAGAACUAGCAUCCUUAUUUUCAUCUUUCCCUUAACCCCUAUCUGUUCAUUACAUGCUAAAUUAGAAUGUUUGAAGUUAUGAACUGGGUAUUUCCUAGAUUUGACAGUUGUUUGAUGUAAUAGCUCUAAAUUAUGUGAUAUUGGAGUGAAAGGAAAAGGAAAUUUGUAACCUGUAAAAUAUUCCAGAUGUUUUCUUAUUCUUGAAAUGAAAUGCAGAUUAGCAUGACUAAUAAAUGCACUGAGUGUGCCAAUUUGUUUGAA